GUCGCGCUACGAUGACGUUUCAUUGAGGAACGUCAUCGCAGCGCGACACCUUGUUCGCGUCACUGGCCGCGCCACAGUGCUGCUCUCUGCUCGGACGGAGCCGCCCCGUCGGAAGGAGGAUCCCGGCCGCCCCCUCCACCUCGACCCCGGCCCACCCUGCACUGGAGGCGAGCACUGCAGCCUGCUUUCUCGCAGCCCCCCGCUCUCCUACCCGGAGCCCGCCAAACAGUGAUUUUGUAUUAUACAUUGAACUGACAGUAUCCAGUAAGGACAUCUACUCCUUUUUUUCAUGGAUUUUUUCAUAAGCAUGUCUGAAACACUAAAAUAUAAUGAUGAUGAUCAUAAGACUGUGUUUUUAAAAACCUUAAACGAGCAGCGACUAGAAGGUGAAUUUUGCGAUAUCGCCAUUGUGGUUGAAGAUGUAAAGUUUAGAGCCCACAGGUGUGUGCUUGCAGCUUGCAGUACCUACUUUAAGAAACUUUUCAAGAAACUGGAAGUUGAUAGUUCUUCGGUCAUAGAAAUUGAUUUCCUGCGGUCUGACAUAUUUGAAGAAGUUCUGAACUAUAUGUAUACUGCAAAGAUUGCAGUCAAGAAGGAGGAUGUAAAUUUGAUGAUGUCAUCAGGCCAGAUACUUGGCAUAAGGUUUUUAGACAAGUUAUGCUCUCAGAAGCGUGAUGUUUCUACUACCGAUGACAGUCCUUCCACUCCAAAAAAUAAAUACACUUAUGAAACAAGCUUGAAAAUAAGUCGUCCAGUUGGCGAAGCUAAUGAGACUCAAGAUGAUGAAAUAGAGGAGAUUGAAGAUCACGAUGAUAGCCCUUCAGAUGGCACUGUUGAAGGGACUCCUCAGAGUCAUGAAGAGGAGAAGUCUCCUACUUCCACCCUACGCGUACAGGAAGCAAUCCUCAAAGAGCUGGGCAGCGAAGAAGUCCGAAAGGUUAACUGUUAUGGUCAAGAGGUUGAGGCAAUAGAAACAACUGAACCUAAAGACUUGGGUUCACAAACCUCUCAAACUUUGGCUUUUAAUGACAGCGUUAAUGAAGUAAAAGAUGAGCAAGCACCAGCAUGGACCACUCCUACAGCGGAUAUGAAAUUUGAGUAUUUACUUUAUGGUCACAGAGAUCAGUUUGCUUGUCAAGUGUGUGGAAAGGCCUUUAUAGAUGAAGCUCGUCUACGGAAGCAUGAAAAAUUGCACACGGCUGAUAGACCAUUUGUAUGUGAAAUGUGUGCCAAAGCAUUCACCACACAGGCACACUUAAAAGAGCAUUUGAAAAUUCACACUGGUUACAAGCCCUAUAGUUGUGAGGUCUGUGCCAAGUCCUUUAUCCGAGCACCAGAUCUUAAAAAGCAUGAGCGAGUACACAGCAACGAAAGACCUUUUGCUUGCCACCACUGUGAUAAAGCAUUCAAACACAAAUCUCACCUUAAAGAUCAUGAAAGGAGACACAGAGGAGAAAAACCUUUUAUUUGUGCUUCGUGCCCUAAAGCAUUUGCCAAGGCAUCUGAUCUAAAACGUCAUGAAAACAAUAUGCACAGUGAACAACGCAAGCAGGUCACAACCAGUGCCAUACAGAGUGAGACAGAGCAAUUACAGGCAGCAGCUAUGGCUGCUGAAGCUGAACAGCAGCUGGAAACUAUUGCUUGUAGUUAAAUAUUUAGUUUGUGACGAAGCAUGUGUUCAUUUCUUUUUAUGGUUUAUCCAACUCAUUUAUGCAUCCAAGUACCUUUUUGAGACAUACAAAAUAAAAUAUAAAAAGUAGCCAAUAAUAUUUCAAAUAGAUUUGUAAAUGAACAAAUUGGUACUGAAAUAUAUGGUUAAAUAAAGGCUACAUGUUAAAGUGUUUAAACUGUAGGGAAAAAAAAUAAAAUCCUUUACAUAUCUUAAAUAAUGUAGGCAUGGAAUAAAUAACCCUCGAAGGAGUUUAUCUACAUAGUAUGUGUUGGGUUACUCCAGUAUGAGAUUUGAUAACAUGCACAAAUGUUUAAAUUUCUGGCAAGAUAUUUAUAGUUGUCUGCUUUCAUAUUUUAUUCCGGUUAUGUUGGUAGAUUUAUGGUACUGAAGAAAUUUUCCUUUGUACCGUGUAAUAAAUUCCAUGAACUGAGACAUUGGAUGACCACUCUGAAAGUUUGUGCUACUUGUGCACAGAUGGCUCUUCAUACAGUUCCAUCAACCAUCUAAUAUAAAACACGUGUAUCACGUCAAGCAAUGGUAAUGAUUACAUGUAUGUUGGUGAAUGUUACUAUCCAUAUUUCAUGUAUGAGCUUUAUGAAUAUCAGCUUUUAUUUCUCCUUAAAAUGGGCACUGUAUAAUAGACAUUGCAGUCAUUCAUAUCUAUGAAUGCUUUGAUUGGAUCUGUUAUUAUAGGAAAAUGACAGUUCACUAUCAAAUUAAAUAUUAAGGGAAUCUUUACAAUGUAAGGGAAAUGCGCAGCGCAAAGGGCAAUUGCUUCACUAUGGUGUUGAAAGUAAAAAUGUCUUCUAAUUUAAUUUGGGAGUACAUAUUCCACUGAUAUUUUAAUUUGGGGUACAGAAUUCCUUAUCAUAUUCUGCCAAAGGUAUUUGGUCUUUUUAAUGUACAUAUGUGGUUGUUGCAAUGUGCUGUUUCAUGAAGUAGCAUCUUGUAUUUUAACUAUAAUUUUUCUUCAGUUUUACAUGAACUAGUACAUAUUUUAAUGCAAAACUAAACAUUGAAACACAAUGGAACCAGUUGUAAUAUAUUGUGAUGUUUUAUUGUCAUUUAACUGGGGGAAUCUAAUGUACUUCUUUACAGCUAUGUCAGAAGGAAACUACUUUUAUCUGUGUAUUUUAAAAGUGGAUUGCCAAUCUGUAAAAUCACAGAUUGCAAUGAUAAAUACUAAGCUUUUUCACCUUUAGAUGGAACAGCCACAUUUUUCAAUUAUGCAGAAAGCAAUGCAUGUCCCUACUUUUCCAGUGCAAUAUCUUUUCCAGGAAAACAAUGCAUGUAAAGGAUACAUCUGUCUUCUGGGAGUGGAUUACAUGUUGUAAACCUAAUCCUAUAUCUGACCGUUGGCUAGGUAACAUUUUGUAAUAAAGUGAAUCUACUGUAACUGGUGGUUGGAUGAUUGCAGUCACACUGCGACUAAAAGGAUGUUACUGCAUUUUGCAGUACUCCAUUGAAACUGCAGAUGUCAGGUAUGUCAAGCAGUGGUUGAAUUUGCUCAGAACUGUACCACUUGGACACUCUCUCUACCAGAAUGUAUCUAACCAACAGUUGGAAAUUGUAUAGGACUUGGAUCCAUUUUGAUCUUUUACUACCUUCCCAUUAUUCAACUUUUUUUUUUUUUUUUUUUUUAGAUACUACACCCUUAUAGGAAAAUUGCCACCAUAUAGCAUACGCAGGUCAAGGUUUGUGUAUUCUAGUAGUCUUGUAUAAAAGUGCUAAGUGCAAAUUUCAGUAGCGAACAUUCUUUGUUUUUUCAUUUUGAUAUAGAUGCUCUUAAUUAUAUGUAUAUUUUAAAAUAAAAAUAUAAAUGGUUUUCUUUU
Pseudophryne corroboree (corroboree frog) is the source of this 3504-nucleotide messenger RNA. RefSeq names its product zinc finger and BTB domain containing 14 (gene ZBTB14). Gene Ontology annotation, cellular component: nucleus. Gene Ontology annotation, molecular function: protein binding; DNA-binding transcription factor activity, RNA polymerase II-specific. Lineage: Eukaryota; Metazoa; Chordata; Amphibia; Anura; Myobatrachidae. The coding region runs from base 290 to 1651 and encodes 453 amino acids. Gene Ontology annotation, biological process: regulation of transcription by RNA polymerase II. The transcript is spliced from 3 exons. The record is from RefSeq and is a predicted model, not a curated record.